This is a messenger RNA of Aspergillus viridinutans, 879 nucleotides long. RefSeq names its product aminoglycoside phosphotransferase family protein. Lineage: Eukaryota; Fungi; Ascomycota; Eurotiomycetes; Eurotiales; Aspergillaceae. The coding region runs from base 1 to 879 and encodes 292 amino acids. The transcript has 2 exons. The record is from RefSeq and is a predicted model, not a curated record.
AUGAAUCCGUAUGAAACGGAGCCAGAGCAUAUCCCAUCCACCGACUUAUAUGCAGAUGUUCCGCUUUACGGACGGUACCGCCCCAAACCGGGCGACUUUCAUGUUAAUCCAGAGCACGUCGGCUCCCAAUCCUCAGACUCAAUGCAAUAUUGGGCGUCAGUAGUUGGCUUCUGCGAUGAAUCUAUCAGGAUCUACCCAGCGGACGACGGUGGUCGUGAUGUCUUUGCUCUCGGCAAUGUAAUUGUCAAGUCAAGCCAUCUCCACGAUACACAGGAGAUCGACUAUUCGUUUGCCGAUGCUAAUGAGGCCCGCGCCAUUACCAUUGCCAAGGGCGUGCUCAAAGAUAUCAGGGUACCGGAGAUUUACUUCGCCGGCAAGAUUCAUGGCCGCCAAGUGCUAGUCCAAGAGAGACUCCCCGGUGUUACGUUGAGCGUUGCAUGGCCAUAUCUCUCACAGAGCCAAAAGCAGUCGUUCAAAGAGCAGGCACGGGUGAUCCUUCGGCAGCUGCAUGCCAUCAAGCCGGAUGAUAGAUGUCAGGUUCGGUCUCAUGUUGUCCCAGAUCCUCAUAUUCUCCAUAACGGCCGAAUCAAUCCUUUAGAAGGGGAGAUCCUUUUCUCCGACUCUAAUACAGACUCGGACAUGAGCUUCAUGCAUAAUGACUUUACCCAAUCCAAUUGCAUUGUGGACAAUGAUCGGAUCGUGGGGCUCAUUGAUUGGGAAAUGGCUGGAUUCUUUGGUUGGAAGACAGCUGGCGAAGUCCAUCGAAGGAUCAGAACACCUCAAAGGGAGCAUUUUGUGAACGCCUCUUUGAGCGAGGAGAGGCUUCGGGAUAUCAUGUUUUGGAAUGAUCUCUAUGACGAUGGCAUGCCUGAGUUGUAA